AUGACUCUGGACGUGAUGGACGGUAUUUACGCGCGAAUGGACGACGACACCGAAACGAGGAAAGUUGAGCUGGUGGACUCCCUGAGCCAGACCGAGAUUCAGAAAUUUUUCUCGGGUAAGUCGGUGCUGUUAACCGGCGCCACGGGAUUCAUGGGCAAGGUCUUUGUCGAGAAGAUUAUUAGGGUCUGUCCAGGUCUCAAGGCCCUUUACAUCGUCGUCAGACAGAAGGGGACGGACACUUUGGAGGAGAAGAUGGAAAAGUACUUUCAGCACAUUAUCUUUGGCAGGUUAAGAAACUCGCAGCCGGACUUUGCGCGCAAGGUCGUCACAAUAAAGGGCGACCUGAAAAACGAGCGACUCGGCAUGUCGGAGUCAGACCGGGCCCUGCUGAUCAACGAGUUGGACGUGAUAGUCCACAGCGGAGCAACGACCAAGUUCGACGAGAAGGUCAGCGUGGCCCUGAAAAUUAACGUCCUCGCGACGAGGGACCUACUAGAUCUCGCGCUCGAGUGCAAGCACGUCCAGGCCUUCAUGUACGUCUCGACGGCGUACUCUCACUGCUACCGCAAGGACAUCGAGGAAAAAUUCUACGACGCCCCGGCAGACUUGAAAAUCGUCCACGACAUGAUCGAGGCCGACACGAUGAACGAGCUCGGCAUCACUGAAGACGCCGUCAAGAUGCUGCUCGGCAAGUGGCCGAAUGUGUACACCUUCACCAAGUCCAUCGCCGAGGAUCUGGUCCGUCACUACGGGGAGAGAGCCAACUUUGCCUGCGGAGUCUACAGGCCUAGUAUCGUUAGCGCUGCGCACAGCGAGCCGCUCCGUGGAUGGAUCGGUAACAACAACGGGCCAGCUUACGUCUUCUUGGGCACUGGCUUGGGCCUCAUCCAUACGUCUUACUACUUGAACACUCCCAUGGACAUGAUCCCCGUUGAUUUCAGCAUCAAUGCUCUGAUCGCGGCUACGUAUGAUCUUCCCGAGCGAUGGAUGAAGGAGAAACGACCAGUUGUGUAUAAUUACGGAAGCAGUACGAUUCAGCCCAUGUACUUAGAUACAGCGUUUGAAUACAUGCGCGAUGAAGUUGAAAGAGUCGGAUCCAAGCAUGUAGUAUGGUAUCCAUUCCAGUGUUUUUGCUCCCAUAAAUUAUCGUUCUACAUCUGCCAUAUACUUUUUCACCUCAUUCCGGCUCUGCUAGCGGAUUUGGCUUUAUUGGCUACAGGAAGAAAACCAAGGUGUCUUUCGUUGUUCUGGUUCGGCACAAAGCACCUGGACAAAAUCUUUUACUUCACAAACGGCGACUGGCGCAUCCACGUGCCCGAAACGAUGAAGGUGAACGAUCGCCUCGGUCCAGAGGACCGCAAGCUCUUCCAAUUCGACAUGCGCGGCUUUGACUGGGCGACCUUCAUCGGCUGGUACGUACGCGGUACCCGCAUCUACAUGAUGAAGGAGUCCAUGGACAACGUGCCCCAGAUGCGGCUGCGCUUCCGUAGACUGAAGCUUCUCCACUACGGCGUGUUCAUCGGGCUUGGGCUACUCCUCGCCUACCACGCCUACCGACUGCUCUCGGCCGCCAUGAUAUUUUGACUCGAAAGUUGCUCUAAUAAAUCCAUCUUUCAACCAUACUA
Copidosoma floridanum is the source of this 1625-nucleotide messenger RNA. RefSeq names its product fatty acyl-CoA reductase 1-like. Gene Ontology annotation, cellular component: peroxisome. Gene Ontology annotation, biological process: long-chain fatty-acyl-CoA metabolic process. The record is from RefSeq and is a predicted model, not a curated record. NCBI's taxonomy places the organism in Eukaryota, Metazoa, Arthropoda, Insecta, Hymenoptera, Encyrtidae. Gene Ontology annotation, molecular function: alcohol-forming very long-chain fatty acyl-CoA reductase (NADP+) activity.